CCGGCCGACUACGCACGAGGGCGUCGCGAAGGCAACCACGUUUUCUACCCUCAUUUUCAGUCUGUCGUGGUGUGUCCUGUCGGCCGGCUGGUGCUCUACUACACGCGUCCUUCUCUCGUUUUCUCCCUCCUCCGUUCGUUUCUCUUUCUCUGGUCGGUGUUUUCUUCGUGAUUCACUCACUGCGUGAUUUUAAUUCUCGCGCCAAAUUCGUCGUUGUUCCCGUGCAACACCGCGGCGUGGAGGGAGUCAUUCGAUGGAUGUACGGGAUCCAGUGAAAAGCCGGCGAACAGUGUUGUGAUUUCUUUAUUUUUUUUCAUGUGAGAACGACGCGUAUUCGUAAUCGACUUAGUUUUGCCGCGUGUUUUAAUCGAGGACCGGCGUGACAACGAUAGUGUGCUAAAGGAAUCGUCCACGGCGCGGAUUUGAUCAUAGUGAAAACGGAGCGGACAUGCAUCAGAAGAAACGCCGUUCCACGGACCGAUGAACGUGGCUGGCAAUUGACUCGAUGGCAGAGGGACGCUGAGGAGAUGGCCACGUGACGCGACAGAAAGGAAGCCGGGCGCAAGAUGAACACGAACGGGAAUGUGGGCUCGCAAGAGGGUGGGAACGGUACCGAUUACGGCUCGAGCGAGGAGACGGCCGCCCUGCUGAGCAGGGCGCCACCCCCGCCGGUCGUUGUUGCCGCGGCGUCUCAGGGCAAGCCGGUGCUCACGCGACAGGAUCGAGCAACCUUUUUGGUUGCCUCGCCACAAUUGUCCGUCUCGGGGCUCGGCGGCUCCGAGGAGAGCGGCACCACCGAGGAUCCGGCCACGAGAUCGGUACCGGACAUCGAGCUAUAUUGCAGGCUCGACGGCGAGGCGCAGCAACCACAGCCGCAGCCGCCGCAGCCGCAGCCGCAAGCGCAGCAAGUGCAGCAAACGAUCAUAGCUACCGUGGGUUACAGGAGCCGGCAGCCUUCCCACCAGCACAGGUGUCGCUGCGAUCGUAGAGACUCGUUGGCCCCUUCUUCGGCGCUCCAUCUGGCGAGGAGCGUGUCAAGGGAGAGCGUGAAGAGCGGCCACCACUGUUGCCCUUGCCAGGCGCCUCCGCCUCCGGUUCUGGUCACAACGUCCCCCAGCGCGCGCAUAAUACGGCAGAGCUCGCAACCGGAAGCGUCAGCGUGCUGUUGUUCCGGAUGUUGUUGCCCGUUGCACACGGCCACGGCGCCGAGUGCUGCCUCCCUGCGGCAGCUGCGCGAGCCAGGCGACGGAAUUGCCGGCAUCGCGGCCGACUCGUUGCGGAUCAAUGGAGGGAUUCGACAAUUCCGCCAGUUCCCCUGGUGGUGCAAAUCGUCGUCGACGACAAUGCCGACGACGCCUCCGCCUCCAAUGGCCACGGUACCCGGCCCAGGCUCCGGUUCUGCCUCCGGUUCCGGUUCACAGGGCGCCCAGGGCGUCUUACUCUGCCCACGUACGCUGUCUCAGGUCCGACGAUCACGGCUACGAAGGGCCCUCACCGAGGCGACCGCCGAGACCGUCAACUACGUCAAGACGCUACGGAAGCCAGUGUCGACACUCUCGAUCCCGGGGGCGAUGAAGAACAGCGGCGGCGUGGGCGGCGGGGGCGGCGUGGGGGGCGCCGGGGGUGGCGGCGGUGCUGGUUGCGGUAGCGGCGGCGCAACCGGAACCGGCGAGGAGGCCGGUAUCGCCCUUGUCGGCAUCCACUCGGAGUACCCGCGCUACGUGGACGAGCGCGUCCUGGCCGGGGGCGGGCAAGUGAAGGGCCCCUCGGGCAGCAUCGGGCCGGGCUCGAAGCACAAACCGAACGUCGGCUACCGGCUCGGCAGGCGGAAGGCCCUUUUCGAGAAGCGGAAACGCAUCAGCGACUACGCCCUCGUCAUGGGGAUGUUCGGAAUCAUCGUGAUGGUCAUCGAGAACGAACUGUCCAGCGCCGGUGUCUACACCAAGGCCUCGUUUUACUCGACAGCACUGAAAACCCUGAUCUCUGUGUCUACUGUGAUACUGCUUGGCCUCAUAUUUGCUUACCAUGCCUUAGAAGUUCAGUUGUUCAUGAUCGAUAACUGCGCGGACGAUUGGCGGAUCGCGAUGACCUGGCAGAGGAUCGCGCAGAUUUCGCUCGAGUUGUUAAUCUGUGCGAUCCACCCGAUCCCAGGGGAGUAUUACUUCCUGUGGACGACCAAGCUGGCGAACAAGGGCGGUGACUUCGGCUCGACGUGGGUGCCGUACGACGUCACCCUCUCGCUGCCGAUGUUCUUCAGACUCUACCUCAUCUGUCGCGUUAUGCUGCUCCACUCGAAGCUGUUCACCGACGCGUCGUCGCGCAGCAUAGGGGCCUUGAAUCGUAUUAACUUCAACACCAGAUUCGUCCUUAAGACACUGAUGACCAUCUGCCCGGGCACCGUGUUGCUAGUCUUCAUGGUCUCGUUAUGGAUCAUCGCCUCGUGGACGUUACGCCAGUGCGAGAGGUUUCACGACGAGGAGCACGCGAAUCUCCUUAAUGCUAUGUGGCUCAUUGCUAUCACGUUUCUGAGCGUCGGUUUCGGUGACAUCGUGCCCAACACGUAUUGCGGUCGAGGUAUAGCCGUUUCCACUGGAAUAAUGGGCGCCGGAUGCACGGCCUUGCUUGUGGCGGUUGUUUCCCGGAAGCUCGAACUCACCAGGGCGGAGAAGCACGUUCACAACUUUAUGAUGGAUACGCAAUUAACGAAAAGGUUGAAGAACGCUGCAGCGAACGUGUUACGCGAGACGUGGCUAAUUUACAAGCACACUCGGCUGGUGAAGCGUGUCAAUCCGGGACGUGUUCGAACGCAUCAGCGGAAAUUUCUAUUGGCUAUAUACGCGCUGAGGAAAGUCAAAAUGGAUCAGCGAAAAUUAAUGGACAAUGCCAACACCAUCACGGAUAUGGCCAAGACGCAGAACACGGUGUACGAGAUCGUGUCGGACAUGAGCACGCGUCAGGACGCACUGGAGGAACGUCUGGGGGGCAUGGAGGAUCGGCUGAUGAACCUGGAAGAGAAACUGACCGGGCUGCAGGCUCAGCUCGAGCUGCUGCCCGAGGAGUUGACCAGGUGUCUGGCCCAGCACGCCGAGCGUAUGGAGCAGAGGCGGAACUUCCUUCACCCCGACACAGCUGUCGCGAUGUCGUCGACGGGCGGCGGCGGCGGCGGCGGCGGCGGCGGCGGCGGUGGCGGCGGUGCAUCAACCGGGAACAGCCUGACGAUGGGCAUCUCCGUUUCCGCCCAUCACCCUCUGGCCAAUCUGUCGAACUCGCUGCCACACUCGAGGAGCGUGCCAAGCGCGCCCAGCACCACGUCCCUUCACCCUUGGCCGGCCAAUUCGAUCCUGCCGCCAGUCUCGAGUCGUACGCCACACUUGGUGCCCGAGACAGGAAGGCAUCACAGUCUGGCACAUUCCACGGUGGCCACGACCACGACCUCGCAGUCGGCCACCAGGCUCACCUCGCAAUCUGGGAUGGGAGGGCUGGGCAACAGUCAGGGGUCGGACACAUCUCCACACAGCUGAGUCUCGUCUUUGCAGCCGCAGCACUCGUAUUAAAAAGGGGCACGGGACACGUGAACGUCUCCGUGCCCCUGAACGACGCUCGCGUACCAUCGAGUCCCUUUCGCCGCGAUUAAUUGGUUCUCCGAGUCUCUUCUUUCUCUUUUCCUUUCUAUAUCUCUCUAUCUCUAUCUCUGCUUCACUUUCUUUCUCCGUGAAUCUCUGUCUAACUGUCUGUCCGUUGAACUAUCUCUCGGGGAUAGGAAGCUUCUUCUUCGGGUUCAUAUUCGGGUUCGCGCCGAAUUUCGUUCGACCAGUGUUCGCGAACUAGUUUAGGUCUCGCAUCCGGUUGAUGGUAGUUUUAAGGUCGGCCUGGCUGUGAUGGUUACGACGUGCAUAAUUGUUAGACAUUCUCGUGUAAUUAAUAUAUUCGUUUCGGUUAUUCGAUUUAUAACAUGCGCUAAGAGACCUAUUUUCGAGAAUAGAGCCUUUCGUUCAAGUUUCGCGAUUUUAAGGAUGCUGUAUCGUAGCACGAAGUAUAGCGUAGUUGACCGGAGCGGAGAGAGAGACCCAGCGGAGAAAUUAACGAGUUGUAACCCCAACUCGUAGACUGCCUAAAGCUCAAGAAACGACACCGUGUACGAUGUGUAUUAAAACGUUUCGAUGUCUGGAUCUCUCGUAGCGAAUUUAAACAACGAUUCCUUUCGAGCGAUUUCCACCGAGCCAAAUAAUCGAGCCGUCUCUCAGCCAUCGCCGACUCGAAAUCGACUCGCCUACUUUUAUAGCCGCGGAUAAAAUGAAAGUUUUGCUGUAGCAUCGACAACGGGUCCAAUCCUCUUCCCGAUUGACUGCGUCUUCUUACCGAGAAACAAAAAAGAAACAAUUAGUGAAAGGGGAACUCUAUGUACACUCGCGAACAUACACUCAAACACUCGUACACAACACUUACACACACACGCACACGUACAUAUAGAAGGGAGAUCGAUCCAAUGUUUCCGUGGUGAUUAAAAAAAAAAGAACGAAUACACAAUGAACGAACGAGAGGGAGGGACUCACGGACGCGAGCGUCCUCUUCCAAAUCGCUGCGAGCUGCUCCCCUGCCCAACUUGCGUGCCUGAAAACUUUUUUCUUAAUAUUUAAAUAUAUAUUCGACACACACACACACACACGAACUCCAUCUUAUCUCUGUAUACCUCGUGAAUUAAGGAAAAAAAAGAAAAAAAGAAAAAAAAAAGAAAAAAAGAGAAAAAAUACGAAAGGGAAAAAACAGGUGGAAAAAAGAAGAAGAAAAAGAAGAAGAAGAAGGAGAAAAGGGACAGAUAUAUAAUAAGGUGUGUUUUAUACAUUUACGAGGGAAACGUGCGUGUGGAGAACGUCUCCCCUCGACGAGGACAACAAGAGUGGUUCUUGAGCUGGACGAGCGCACAGAAAUAAUAAUAAUAAUAAUAAUAAAAAAGAAAAAAAAAAAAACGUUUUCGAACGCGUUUAUAAGGAGAUUAAAAUAUUAAUGUUAUUAGGAAAAGAGAUAAAAUACGCGGCACACUGUGUUCGUUACGCGAAUUUUCGUUUUCCGCUUCGGAUCGCGUGCGAGGGGAUGGAAGAGAUAGCGUGGAAAAUAUUUUACAAAAAAUAUUUUAGAAAAAUAAACGAUAUCGACACACUAAUCGAAGAUAGAUUUUCAAAACAACAAAUUUUUUUAAAAUCGUACGAGAAAUCGUUCCGAACACACACGCUGCUCCACUUAUCUCGCUAUCUUCUCCUAUCCGCGAGCUGAUUCUUACUUCGUUUCCUGCUGAUAGAGGGAAAAAAAAAAAAAAAAAACAUAUUUACUAUUUUCGGAGCUGUGAUUAUAAUAACGUCGCAAGUUUAUUAAGUACAAUCACGUGGUGGCGUAUCGUGGCGUGAAGUUAUAAUUAAUUCAUCAACCCUCGUUGAAAAUGUAUUUAUACUCCAAAGGGGGAGGGGGAAAAAAAAAAAACUCUCUCGAAGAGAGAUAUUCAUAAUGAAUUGUUCCGUUUGUUCGAGGGAAAUAUGUUUCGUUGAGAUUGGCCAAUUUUAUCCCCUCCGAUUCACUCCUCACUCCCUCACUCUUGUAUUAUUAAUAUUAAGUAGAGACCAGUAGCGUAUAUACCAUCUCGUGAUUGUACUUGGCGAUAUAACUUUCUAAAAGACAAGUGAACACGAAGGGAAGAGGAAAAAAAGAACCAGGUCGAUCAGAAGAAGAAUGGAUGAAGGUUAUUCGAGGACAAAGAAUUUCACCGCACCCUCCCCCCGAAUUACGCUGGACGAGCUUGAGGGGCCAUCGUUGAGAGACCACGAAGCAAACGAUGGAUGAAUGGUCUGCAUGGAAGGAGAACGCAAAGUGAUCUUAUCUGCUUUAACGUCCGUAGGUUACAUAAGAUAUUAUAUUGUUAGCGUGUAUCAAGUGUAUGGGGUACAAAGGUCGUACCUACGAGAGAGGGAGGAAAAAAAUUUUUUUUUUUUUUAUAAAACGGUCUACGCACGAUGGUGAACACGUGUGUACGUGUGUAUGUGUAUGUGUGUGAGUGUGAGCGUACGAUGGUCUAACCAUGGUAAAUAUUGAUUUUAUCGAAAAUUAUUGCCGAUGAAAAUGAUGCAGCUCAAAGGGGAUGCGACCCUGUAACUUGGUCUUGUUUCGAAGGGAUGGUACAGGGAAGUAGUCUGUUUUUCUUAAAUGAGAGGUAAAAAAAAAAAACGGAAGAUAUAUUUGAUAAAAAAAUUCGAAAAAAGCGAUCUUGAUCUAACGUAACAUAAACGAGUUUUUGGUGUAUGUAGUUUUCUCUCUUUCUUUUCUUUUCUUUUUUUUUUCUUCUUAAACAUUUGAAAACAUUGGCGUCAGAAAGAAUUGUUAUCAGAUGUGUUCAGAAAUUUUUCGAAGUGUUCCGGAAAGUAUCCAGAAAGUGUUCCGUCACCUCUUUUUCAAUCGAGGAAAAUAUGUUAGCAAUUUUUCUCGUUAGAAGACGAAAUAAAUUUUUUACGAGAAAACAAUAAUCAUGGCGAUAAAUGUUUGAAACGUAGAUCGAAGAUUUGCGAAUAACGAAAUUAAAAUUUUAAAUACGUUAUAUGAAAAUUUUUGGUCAUGGAAAUAAAUAUGUUUCCUUUGAAUUGUAUUAUUUUCGAUUCAAUAUUUUAGAGAAUUGAUAUUUGUAAGAUCGUAUAAUUGGGUUAAUUCAUGCCCAACUCAAUGGAAACCAUCACCAGAUAGGAUUAUUUGAACAAAAGUACGACUUGAGAACGAAAUUUGUAACGAGACUGAAUGAAAAGACACUUGAAACAGGAAGUCGUAAGUUAUCUUACAGAAAACCUUCAACAUUUCUGUAUACUCCAUUCCCAAACUUCCGUUUCUCAACCUUUAUGCUACGACGUUUUAUUAUGAUUGAACGCAUGCAUAUCCAUUCACUGCGAAAUUCAAUUUAAUCCUCGUGUCAUUAAAAUUUAACGUUCUUCACUGGAAGGAUCAAACAACGCUAUAUUUAUUAUAUACAUACAUAUAUAUAUAUAUAUAUAUAUACGCCAUAAAUAACAUAAAAAAUACAAAAUGAAGAAUAAAAAAUUCUUUUUUCUAAAUUAGAGAAAAAUGACUAAGCAGCAUAAAGGAUAAAGCACCAUAGUGUUCCUUGAAAUAUUUAAAAUUAGAAAUACUCUUCAAUAAUUUAUAAAAAUUCAUAGACAAAAAAAGAAAUAUCCUUAGCCAUUAAUCCAUCCCUCGGCUAAAAUUUCUUAUAAAAUUGAAGCUCCUGAAACAUAGUAAAAGAAAAAGAAAAAAAGAAAAAAAAAAAGGUUACACGAAUAUAAUAAAGUUUAAAAACACCAUAGUGUUCCUCGAAAUAUUUUGUAUCAAAGUAUCUAAAUAACCACAAUCACUCCUAUAAAACCUACAAAAAAAAAAAUCUCCUUCUCUCAACUACUACGCAUACGAGUCAUUUAGAGUAAGGAUGAACUCAACAAGAAUAUAUUUAUAAAGGAAAAAAACCAAAAACAAUUUUUUCUUUCCCAAUAAAAUCUUUGAUUUAUAUUAAAAAAAGAAAAGAAGAGAAACAAAAUUUAUAGUAACGUAGUGUAAAAAAUAAAAAAAGUUGUUGACAAAACGUUGAAUUCACUCUUAAUAAUACUUCCCUCAACACUAUCCUCGCCCAUCCUACAUUCUAACUUACCACUUCCUGUUCAAGUGACAAUUUUCACCGACACCGAGAGGCGCAGACGCCCUUCUUCGCGUGUAUUCAUUGCGCGUGACCGUGAAAAUUGUGCGGGUUCAUCAGCGGAAAUUCACGCCAUCUCGAUCUUAUCACUCGGUCGAUCAAUCGAGGAAUGGCCGAAUUUCCGAUCGCGUGACGUUCGACCGAGUUGAAUGCGAUAUCUCUCGAUAACGGACCCAUUCGCGUCCCCGAAUCGAGUUAAUUACGUUUUAAUUAAGGCUAUAACGUUGACGUUGAGUACGUGAUCGGGGGGGGGUUAAAAAAAAACGAGGGAAGACAUGUUAACGAGCUGCGUCGUCGAAAUUAAUCGCGUCACGCGAUUUGUGGCCGAUUCGUUUCUUCGAUUUUUAUCAGCUGUACACAUUAUACACAUGAAUAUGUAUACAGAGGAGGAAUGGUAACAUCAUCGGUCGUAGCGAUGGAAUUGUUGGAAUAUUUUGGAAUACAAAAGUAUUUGCAAUAUUUAGUAUAACAGAUACAAGAAAUUUGUUGCUCUUAAUCCUUAAAAUCAUGUUACUUUGAAAUAUUGAUAUAUUUUCCAAUUCUUGUUUGACAACUUUUUACCGUUUAAUUAAUAUUGUUCCCUUUGAUUAAUAUAGUUUACGUUUCUCACUCCAGAAUUUGUUUCGAGAGAGCGCUAUUUCUUCAUCAUUUUUAAAAAUUAUUCCAUCGCUAUGUAUCGUACGAAGACACGCAGAAACAAGGAUAUACCUACAAAAAAAAUACAUAAGACACGUAAUUAUUAUUAUUAUAUUAUGGAUAUACCGCGACGCAUUGUUUCGUAAUAUAUUGUUGAUUUCGCGCGAUUAUCGGCGAUGCUGUUACGUUGUUCGAGGCACUCCGUGUCCAGAGAUCCGUUCUAUCCAAUGUGAUCAAUCCCGAAGAUGUUCACGCCUUCGAGAAACAUACAAGUGCGACGACAUACAUACACGCACGUACCGAGGAGAAACGAGUGUGAAAAGGGAUGAAGAGGAGAAGAAGAUUGGAAUAGCGAUAAGAUCAAUCGAAUUGGGGGGGAAAAAAUUACAGAAGGGAAGAUCUGAGAUUUUUUUGGGGGCGGAAGAAAGAAGGAGGAAAGAAAAGGAUCGCUUGGCUAAUCUUGGCCGUUGUUCCAACGAGAAGAAGAAGAAGAAGAAGAAGAAACGCGCACACAUUCAUUUUACAUUCGCGAAAGAACAAAAGAUUGUUUGUUAAUAUAGGAAGGAAAAGGAAGGCUCGUCUCUCUGCUCUCAGAAGUAAUCGAGCAUUCAUUUCCGCUGAAACAUUGGGACCUGGUGUGUCUUGUCCGUGUCAUUGUUUCAUUUCGAAAGCGUUGUUUCGCGGCCACUCCGAAACGCGAAACGGGACCAAAGAAACAAAAAAAAAAAAAAGAAGAAAAAAAAAGAUACAAAACAUUCUCUCAUUCCCCUUUCCGUCUUCUAUCCUCCUUUCUGGCCACGAAGAAUUUCUCUCUCUUUUCUCCAAACCGAUACGUUCCUAUCCUCUUCUUAGACCCAAGAUCCUACGUUAUGUCCUCCUUUCUCUUCUAUUUCAUCUUCUGUUCUCCUAUUCGUGCCUAUCUUUUCUUCCUAUUUCUGCCUCUCUUUUUCUACUUCUCUGUCGCGGCUCAACGAUAUUUUCCUGGACACGACGACUCCACACGAUAUUUUUAUAUAGAUUUCUUAAAAGUGCAUUAUAGUGCCAGAAAGACCACGACGCCAAGUUUAAGAGGAAAAAAAAUAUAUGUAUAUAUAUAUAUAUAAAAGAAAAACGAAAAAAAAUUAAAAAUACACGUGCAGUCUCGAUAUUAUUGAUGCAUUAGGCAGAUAGGAGACCGAGAUUCUAUUAUAAUGUAUGAAACACAGACUCUUGUAUGGACGAGACGGCGCAUUGGUCAUGCGGGACACGUAUGAGACAGGUUCGAUGGAAUGGAACGAUACAAGAAUCAAUAUCGAUACUUAUUAAUAAAAAGAUCGAAGAUCGAGAUACACUACUCGACCAAAAAACUUGAGAACCGAGAAUUUUCGACUGAGAAUUCUCGAGAGGUUGUUUCGCGCUUACAAAAUCAAGAGCAUCGAAUUAAAAUUAGAAUGGCGAGCAUAAGAUUGUAAAUCGUGAAGCAGCCUCCUACUAGUAGACGCAUCGAGGGGAGCGGAUAAAGAAUCGAAGCGAAGACGAGGGUUCAUAUCGUGACCAUAGCAUCAUUGGAAGCAAAUGAUAUUCUUUAAACAACUCCAAUGUCGUUUUAUUUUUUCAAGCUGCCGCAGAGAAAAAUGAAGGAAACGUUAUUACUUCGUCCAAUCAUUCGUUAACAUGUUUUUUUGAGAACUACGUUGCACAUUACCGACGAGAAUAUAAGGAAGGAUCACAAUCAUCCUUCCAUGAUUUUAUUUCAACGAGAAAUACCUCUCCAAAAAAUCGUACGACCUAACAUCUGAAAUACGUAACAAUAAUCGAGUUAACAGAAGGAUAAUAAAGAAUGGGAACAGAGAAAGGGUGCAGAAGAAUCAUAGAAAUGAAUUUCUUGCGAGAAGCAGGUAGACAUAUCCUCAUAACAAAGGUUCCUUUUCGUGAGAAGAGUGGACAGAAAAGAAGAAGAAGAAGAAGAAGAAAAGUAGAAACACAAAGAAGAAUCGUCCAAGCGUGAUAAUCAAUGAAAAGGACUUUAAAUCGGCGAUCUAUAUAUUGCCCGAGUGAAGUUGUUUCAUUCGAUGACUCUUCUUCAUACGUUCAUACACACAAAUAACUAUACCGCGUGUGCAUAUAGGACGAAUUCAUCUUUGUCAUCAUCCGAAAUAUUUUCGUUAUUUUGAACAAUAUUGACGAGAAUAGCCUAGCUUGACGAGUACUGUUUAAAAAAAAAAAAAAAAAAAGAGAACGAUCGACAAGGAUCCCAGUCUUUCUUUUUCUCUAAAGAUAGAAAAUUUUUUAUGUCGCUUUAAUCGAGGGAUUAAUCGUUCGAACAAUUAUUUCGAUCGUAUUGGUCAGAGUAACACGAAAUAUUUUCAAAGUGACAAAGUGCUCCUACCCCGUCGCAAAUAUGCCGAGAUUGAUUUGUAUGUUUAUACCUGUAAAUAUGUGUAUACUAUAUUAUGUAAUAUACACGAUAUUAUAGUAUAUAGUGUAUAUAUAUAUAUAUAUAUAUCGAAACGUGUAUUAUGGCCUUUGUUUCAUGCAGAGUUUAUAUACGUACGUUUUAAGGAAACGAGGAGGACGCUUUUGUGUUCAGGGGCGCGCAAGUUCUCCGACAUACACGAACGUGUAAAAAAAAAAA
Molecule: messenger RNA, 10967 nt
Organism: Apis mellifera (honey bee)
Lineage: Eukaryota; Metazoa; Arthropoda; Insecta; Hymenoptera; Apidae
Gene: SK
Product: small conductance calcium-activated potassium channel protein
Exons: 12
Coding region: 567-3521 (984 amino acids)
Biological process (GO): potassium ion transmembrane transport
Cellular component (GO): neuronal cell body; neuron projection; plasma membrane
Molecular function (GO): calmodulin binding; small conductance calcium-activated potassium channel activity
Source: RefSeq, a predicted model, not a curated record